AUGCGCUCCGUUUUGCUUAAUCGAUCGCUUCAAGCGCUAGCUUUAAAGCGCCGCGUAGCACCUCUUUUGCGUCGAGCGUUCUCAUCACUACCUGAAGGCGUAUCCCCUCUUACAAUGCCAUCUCUUUCACCCACGAUGGAGACAGGAUCAUUAUCUGCGUGGUUAAAAAAAGAGGAUUAUGAAAUGCAAGAUGAUGCUGUUUUGGCCAAGAUUGUGUGCCCUGAGGGCUCUACUGACUUGCCAAUCGGUGCCCUGCUCGCCUACACUGUGGAAGAUCUGGAUAUAUACAACGGUUUGCUUCAGAGUGGAGACCUAGCCAACCUUUCAGAUGAAGCCAUGCCUUCUUCAAAGCCUGAAGAUAACCGUGAGUCUAAUCCAAUUACAUCUCCAGCACCUGCUGCAGUGUCGACGAACAACGGUCGUGUCCCUUUAAUCAAGUUUAAAGGCAAGCGUGCAUUGCUUCCCGAGUUCAACCAUUCGCCUUUGGAGAAGGCGAUGAAACCAAAAGAAAAGCUUUUAACUGAACAAGCUGUGGCUAUCGCAGAAGACGUUGAAUAUGAAGACUUCCCGCUAUCGAAUAUGCGCAAGAUCAUUGCUAAACGGCUUGCAGCUUCUAAGCAAGACGUACCCCACAGCUAUACGAGUAUUGACUGCGAGAUCGACAGCACCCUUGAAUUCCGUAGACAGCUUAAAGUCAAACACGACGUGAAGGUCGGGAUAAACGAAUUCGUCCUCAAGGCUGUGGCACUCGCGUUGCGUGACGUUCCUGAGGCUAAUUGUUUCUUUGAUGUCAAGACUCAGAGUUUAAAGCCAAAUUCGAGCGUUGAUGUGUCUGUGGCUGUAGCUACACCUUCAGGACUCAUUACCCCAAUCGUACCAAAAGUGGAUGUUCUUGGCCUCAGCAGUAUCAACAGCAUAUUUAUGGAGCUUGUGUCCCGCGCGCGCCAGAAUAAACUUAAGCCUGAGGAGUUUCAAGGCGGCUCAUUUACCGUUUCUAACCUUGGAAGCUUUGGUAUUGAUCAAUUUCGAGCUGUAAUAAAUCCACCUCAGGCCUGCAUUUUGGCCGUAGGAAGUGGUCGCAAAGAAAUUCUUCCGCCUCGUGAGAUUGCAAUAGGCGCCGACCCAGAGCCACGGCUGGUAACGCUUAUGAACGUGACGCUAUCGUCCGAUCGUCGCGUGGUUGACGAUGUGAUUGCUGGCCAAUUCUUACAGGUGUUCAAAACUUAUAUGGAAAACCCAGAACUUAUGGUCUUGUAA
Molecule: messenger RNA, 1257 nt
Organism: Plasmopara halstedii
Lineage: Eukaryota; Oomycota; Peronosporomycetes; Peronosporales; Peronosporaceae
Product: pyruvate dehydrogenase complex dihydrolipoamide acetyltransferase
Exons: 2
Coding region: 1-1257 (418 amino acids)
Biological process (GO): pyruvate decarboxylation to acetyl-CoA
Cellular component (GO): pyruvate dehydrogenase complex; mitochondrion
Molecular function (GO): acyltransferase activity
Source: RefSeq, a predicted model, not a curated record